This is a messenger RNA of Echinops telfairi (small Madagascar hedgehog), 1087 nucleotides long. RefSeq names its product B cell receptor associated protein 29. Gene Ontology annotation, biological process: intracellular protein transport; endoplasmic reticulum to Golgi vesicle-mediated transport. Gene Ontology annotation, cellular component: endoplasmic reticulum; endoplasmic reticulum membrane. The coding region runs from base 41 to 766 and encodes 241 amino acids. The transcript has 8 exons. NCBI's taxonomy places the organism in Eukaryota, Metazoa, Chordata, Mammalia, Afrosoricida, Tenrecidae. The record is from RefSeq and is a predicted model, not a curated record.
AGCGCGGGCGGCUGACGGGGUGUGAAGAGAGAAAGCGAAAAUGACACUCCAGUGGGUGGCAGUUGCGUCCUUCCUUUAUGCCGAAAUAGGACUCAUUUUAAUCUUGUGCCUCCCCUUUAUUCCUCCUCAGAGAUGGCAGAAGAUAUUUUCAUUUCACGUCUGGGGUAAAAUUGCAACUUUUUUGAACAAGGCUUUCCUUACUAUUAUAGUCCUGUUGAUUGUUCUGUUUCUAGAUGCUGUAAGAGAAAUAAGAAAAUACUCCUUUGCUCAUAGCAUGCAGAAGAGUUCAGCCGGUAGACCUAGUGCCUAUGAUCAUACACAGAUGAAACUUUUUAGGUCUCAAAGAAAUCUUUACAUUUCUGGAUUUUCAUUAUUUUUUUGGCUAGUGUUGAGACGUCUGGUUAGUCUCAUUACGCAACUGGCCAAAGAAUUGUCAACCAAAGGAGUACUUAAAAUUCAAACAGAAAAUACUACCAAGGCUGCCAAAAAAUUCAUGGAAGAGAAUGAAAAACUAAAACAGGUUAUGAAAAACUAUGGCAAGGGAGAGCAACCAAUUUUGGAAGCAGAAAAUGAAAAACUAGUUGAAGACCGAGAAAAACUGAAAACUGAAUUAAAGAAGACUACAGAUGCCCUUUCUAAGGCACAAAAUGAUGUGAUGGCCAUGAAGAUGCAAUCGGAGAGACUCUCCAAAGAAUAUGACCGGCUCCUGAAAGAGCGUUCAGAACUUCAGGAUCAUGUAGGAAAAGGCAUUAAGAAAGUCCUGUGAACUUUAUGAAAGAAGGAAGAUGUACUACACCGGGUCGAGAUAAUUAAUUUGUUAUCAUGUUAGGUUUGAUGAAAUUUACAUUUCAGUUCAGCAAAGUGCACUGACACUGCAUGAUCAGCCAGUGAUUUCUUUAAUGCCACACAUAGGCUGUAUUAUAGUCCCAUUGUCACAGUAUUUGAUGAUGUCUCAGAUAUAAAGUCUAUGUUCUAGCUCUUAAGAAAAACAAGAACAUGUAAACAUAGUUACAUAUUGAUAGCAACACUGGUGUAUAGUGGCUGUUUACAAAUAAAAAUUCAUUAGCCAAUUACUUCCAAAAUUAAA